AUGAAUACACUCUUCCGUCCUGCGUCAAGCCUAAAGUGGCCAAUCGCGACGCGCCAUGGAGUGAAGAAGAAAAGGACUUUCCCAACUCUACGGAAGAGAGUCGCUUGGGGAAUCCCAAGAAGGGAAAGGAAAAGAAAAACAGAAGAAAGGACAGAAGAAACAGUUAAAGUUAACCUCCAUUUAGACCGAAAAAAUGUUAACACCACGAAUUUGAUAAAUUAUAUAGGGGAUAACAAAAAGUUGUUACUGUAUGCAUUGUGCCAGGCGUACAGAAAAGGAGAAAAGGAAUUGAGAGGAAAGAGACUGGAUGACCUGAUUGAACAUUUGUGUGAAAAGGUAAUCACGAAAGAAGGGGGUCUACACUUGAGGGAGAAAUUGCUCUACCUUAGCUGUCUCCCCUCGAAGAGCUACGCUGAGAGGAUUACCUUCACGAGAGGCGAUAUGAAGGAUGGACGGUUACCCCCAGGGAGAAGCGGUUCGAUAGGAAGCGCCAAAGGGAGACAAAACAUCCACAGAAAACUCAUCGAAUGGAUAAAUCACAAAAACGCAUUUAACUAUUACUGUACAGUUUUAAAAAAAAGGAAAAACAACAGCCUGGAUGAUGACGAAAUAGACGAAGAUGUCUCCAAUUUUUUUCUCAAAAAAUUAAACGCACCUUUGGUCAGUGCCAUUUCGAUAUACCUUCAGAAUGUGGCCUACCUGAACAGCAAGCUAGCCAUUCGAACCAACAGCCUCUACCUCCUAAUCACGUUUAUGUUAAAGUAUGUAAGGCAUAAAACAAACAGGCGCAUAUCUAUGAUGCAUCUAUGUAAGCACACCGAAUUGCUAACCUCCGUAAUGAAUGCAGCAAAGAUUAAAAUUGAGAAAAAUAACAGAGAUGCGGAAAAAGAUGUUGACGUGAUGAAUAAGCUCAGAAUGAUGAACAAGAAUGAGUAUCCCCUGGACACUUCUUCCUUCGUCAACAUGUGCUGGGAGGUCGUGGGUACACGGGGAAAGGCCGAGCUUGCCUCCGCUCUGGGCAACAACUUGGCCUACAUCACUGGAAACUUUUACCACUAUUUUAAUAUAUACGAGUUUGAGUGUCAGAGGGAAGGAUCGUCAGCAGGGGGAGGCACCUCCAAUGAAGCGACGAACAUAGGACAAGUGGAGGUAGCUAACGAGGAGGAAGUCCCACCCGGUCUAGGAAGCCAACCGGGAAGGCUUAGCAACCUGUCGGAGGCAACCGAAAAUAAAGAUGUGAUGACCCGGCAGAUCAUCUACAUGAUUUACUUCGUAAACCAUGCACUAGUUUGCUCCCUAAACAAGUUGAUAAGGAAUUAUAAAAAGGGAAGUUCAAGUGAAAGAAAUUCAGGCGAAGGAAUUUCAACCAAACGAGCCCCUUGCCAGGGAACCUCGUGUAAAGGAACUUCAAAUGGGCGUUUUCCACCCCAUGUGGAAGGAGAAACGAUACGCAUAAUUACAAAUUACAUGUUCACUUGUCUACCUUACGACAUUUUCUGUAAGACGCUUUUUAAUAAAUUGGAGCAACUCAUCAUUCGUAUGGGAGCACUGGACAGGAAGUUGCCAGAGUUCUCGUUGCCUCCAUCUACUCUGGUUCAGCUCAUUCACCUGAUGAGCAUACAAUACAAUGCCGUUCACGUGGAUGACGGUGUCAAUUCGUUUUUGUGGAAAAAUUGCCUCACUGAAAUCUUCUCAAAUGAUUGCAAGUUAUUAACCAAAAAGGAUAAAAUUUUACUGUACAUAAGUAUAUCUAAAAAUUUCUUCUUGAAGAAAAAGAAGAGUUACUUGUUUAAAUUAAAUUCCAUUUUGUUCCCCGAGUUGGGAAAUUUUACUUAUCGAGAUUUGUACAGCCUGGUUUAUUCCAUCAGCUGCUCGAAGUUUUGCGAUUUGCCAUUUUUUGAGGCCCUCCUCAGGAGCAUUCACAAGUUGAGGCACAAGUAUUGCAGCCGCAAGUUGUGGACAAUUUUGUCCAUUUUCCAGCCGUUCGAUCUGAACAUGUCCAUUUUUAACAUGCUCCUCAGUUACGCCAACUGCGACGGCACCGAACAGAAGAGGAACAAGAAGAAAGAAAAGCUAGAAGAGCCUUUCGAACAGCACACCGCCAACGAAGAUGCUAAGAAGUUGGAGGAAGAUUUAGAGAACAAGGAGAGAAUCUUAAAGGAGUUAGCCGCACAUAUUAGGGAGAAUCACAGCAGCGAAUGUUUCUCAUUUAGCGAGUCAGAUAUGCUGGAGUUCCAUUCUGAGGAUAACGCUUUAAGGUGGCAAGGGCCUGGCGAUGGGUAA
Molecule: messenger RNA, 2283 nt
Organism: Plasmodium inui San Antonio 1
Lineage: Eukaryota; Apicomplexa; Aconoidasida; Haemosporida; Plasmodiidae
Exons: 5
Coding region: 1-2283 (760 amino acids)
Source: RefSeq, a predicted model, not a curated record